UUCCGGUCCGCCGGAUUAUGAAUGACGGGUGGCGCGGGUAUUCUAGACGUCUUGCCUGUUGUUCUUUCUUCUCUCUGGAAGCGAGGCGGGCCGUGGCUCGCAGAAGUAGCAUCGGCAUCCCGGCUCCGGCCGGGCGGAAAGGCGCAGGCGGCAGGUGUCGCCGACACGCUCACGCACCCUCCCUGCCUGGCCGCGCCUCUGCGACCAGGUGGCCCAAUGAAUGAAGAAAAUGAAAGGCAUUAAGAAAAGUCUUACAGAAGAAUAUCUAUACCUGGACUUUUCUCACCAAACAGAAGGAUGCAUCUUUCCUCUUCAUACAGCUGUGACUUUAUUCUUGUUAUCAUACUGUGACUGCAAAAUAUUUAAAGUUUACUUAGUCCUCACCAGAGAAAGUACAGAUAUUGAACUACUUAGAGAUGUGUUGUCCCAGGAUGUUGAAAUUCAGGUUAUCUCAAAGGAGGAGCUCCCACCAAUAGUCCAGAAUUGCUGUUUACCUGCGGUGGUAGAACGACCAGACAAUUUUUGUAGAGCAGGACUUGCUGUUGUACUAAGACACAUUAUCCAGAAAUCAUAUGAAGCAGACCCUUCAAGGAAGGAAAUUUUGGAACUUCUGGGUUUUAAAAAGACUUGUUUGAAAGCCUGCGCUGAAGUUAGUCAGUGGACCAGGCUAUGUGAACUCACCAUCCCAUUGGCUAUUGAGAAUUUUCUCAGAGAGUCUUCUGACCAACUCCCAACUAUACCUAUGGAAGUACUACAGCUGGAGAAGAAGCUUAGUGAACCUGUUAGAGUGCACAAUGAUGACAAACUCCGAAGGCAGAAGCUAAAACAACAGAGGACUGCUGGAGAUAAGCCUGCCCUUGCUAAGGGAAAAGCAAAGAACAAGGUCCAAACACAGGAAAUAUCUGAAGAGUUGGACUCUUCAUCCAAGAGUCUGGAAUUGAACAUGGCAUUCUCCAAGCUCAGAGUGCAGGAGGAACCAGUUACUACCAACAGGGAGCCUUCUCACAUAAGGAAAGCAAAAGCCUCUGACCUUCCACCUCUGGAACAUGUAUUUGCAGAAGGGCUUUACUUCACUUUGGCAGAUAUUGUGCUUAUGCCCUGUAUCCAUCAUUUUUUGGCAAUUAUAUGCAAGAAAUGUUCUGAGAAGCUGACAGAAUUUCCACUGCUUGCAGCUUGGUACCAGAGGAUUCAGGAAGUUCCAGGAGUAAAAACAGCAGCUUCUAAGUGUGGGAUCCAGUUUCUCCAUUUUCCAGAGUUGUUGACUACUUCAGGUGAACAACAUCUGAAUUUAACUGAGGUCCCAGGUGUGGAGGAGCAAAAUGAUCCUUUAUUUAUAGGAGGACCAAGACCAACUAUGACCAAAUUAAUGGAAAAUGGCAUUGAAGUGAUGUUUUCUCCCCACCCUUGCCCUACUUGGACCCUUGACUGGAAUGGUCUUCCUGCAGCAGUGAGUCCAAAGGAAGGCAAAAUGUCCAGUGAUCGAGCUUUGAGGAAACAGCAACAGUUAAACAACCUUGUUUAUGCGGUGAUAAAACAGGCCAAACCUGGUGACAGAAUUGUGGAUUUCUGCAGUGGCGGGGGCCAUGUUGGAAUUGUUCUUGCUCACAUAUUGCCAUCGUGCCAGGUUAUAUUAAUAGAAAACAAGGAAUUAUCACUAAUUCGUGCUAAGAAGAGAAGUGAUGAUCUAGGUUUAAGCAACAUUUGGUUCAUCCAAGCAAACAUGGAGUAUUUUACAGGGAUGUUUAAUAUUGGGGUGGCGUUGCAUGCUUGUGGAGUGGCUACAGACAUGGUGAUUGAGCACUGCAUCAAAACACGGGCUUCCUUUGUCACAUGCCCUUGCUGUUAUGGUUUCAUUCAGAACACCUCAAAGUUUAAUUUUCCAAAAAGUGAACAAUUCAAGAAAACUUUAUCAUACAAGGAACAUAUGAUUCUUUGCCGGUUUGCAGAUCAGACAGCUGUCCAGCUUCCACCCCAAAGAAGGCUCAUAGGAAAACAGUGCAUGUGCCUGGUGGAUCUGGACCGAGCAAGAGCUGCAGAAGAACGUGGUUAUUCUGUUCAAGUGAUAUCCAUGGAGCCAGAGAGCUGCUCUCCCAAAAACAACAUGAUAGUGGGAGUCCCCACUUAGAUUGAGAUGUUUACAUUUGAUAUUUUGCCAUUGGCUCCAUGAUGAAAGCCCAGUGGCAUUCAGGAGGUUCUUGGCAUAAGUAGGAAACAGCAUUAGCCAUCCUGAGCCUAUUGUGCUCAGGAAGGAAAGCAACAGGAAAAUCUUGGAAGAAAGGCUGCCUGCAAAGCAUCACAAAUACUCUUACAAUGUGCGAUCAAGGGCUGGUGGUUUUCAUAGUGAGAAUCCCCUGACGUCUCAGCUGCCAAAAGAAUAAUACUCACCAUUGAAGGUUUCAUUACUGGAAUAACAAUUUCCUUCUCAUUUCACAAGCUUUUCUGAUCUUGCCAAUGUGAUAUUUAAUUCAAAACAAUGUACUUGCAGCCUUUAUUUUAUAAUCUUAGAUAUUUACACACAGAAACUGAAAAACUUUGUGGGGGUUUUGUGUUUUUUUUAUAUUUUUCAAACAAUGGUACUUUUAUAAUUUUAUAAAACUCUAGGAAGGCAAUUACAGUAUGGGUAUUUUUAAGCUGGGGUCAGUUGAACUUAUAUACAUUUAGGAUUAUCCUUUUAAAUAAUUGCCCAUAAAUUACCAAAUGUGAUCAUUUCUGGUUCAAACAUUUUGGGUGAAAAGAUUCUAAAGUCAUUGCAGUAAGUUUCAUCUUGUGGGAAUAUGGAAUUUGGACAUAAAUUCUAAUUAAUUGGCAAAUACAUUGAUAUCUUAAUUCAAAUCUAUUCAUAAUAAUUUAGGAUCCAUUAUUUUUCACAACCCUGGCCUAGAUUUUUCUGAAGAUAUGAAGAUGAAUUGCAAGAAAUACAAUUUUACCUAUGCAAGUAAAUCAAUUAGAAGGAAAUAUUGAAGAAUUAGUGAAGUUCUUUAUGUCAGACCAUAAUGUAUGGUCUUAUUGUUUUGUUUAAUUCUUGGUAAAAAUUAUCAAGCAUAAAUUGGGAAUGUGAAGAGUGCGGAGUAUGGAAGCUUAUUUGAAUAGUUCUGUCUGCCUAAAUUCUUUUUCUUCCAGAUAACAUUUUUAGAGACAGGUAGUAAUCUUCUCUCAUAUGCUGCUAUUUAUUUAACUUCACAUGUCCUAGAUUAUUCAAUUUAAGAUUUAUUUUAUUGUUUUUAAUUCCUAUAUGACAUAUAUCAUAAGAGGAAAGAACUUGGAUUGUUCAUCACUCAGAUAAAAAUAGGAAUAAUUUACAAUAAUAUGAAUGGGAGAAGGGAGUUUUGUAGUCUGAUUUCCUGGCAUAAAUUUUAAGGAAAGCACUACUGGCUCUGAGUAAUUUAGUCUUUUGUGCCUGUAGCUACAAUGCUCCUUUACUGUGGACUUUCUUUUUUAAAUCAAGAUAUCAUUUAUAUACAAUAUAAUAACAAGUUUUUAAGUGUUCCAUUUGAAAAGUUUUAACAACUGUAUGUAACUACACAACUUCCACCAAAAUAAGAUGUAGAAUAUUUCUGUCAGA
This is a messenger RNA of Marmota flaviventris (yellow-bellied marmot), 3562 nucleotides long. It is a transcript of the gene Gstcd, whose product is annotated as glutathione S-transferase C-terminal domain containing. Gene Ontology annotation, cellular component: cytoplasm. Lineage: Eukaryota; Metazoa; Chordata; Mammalia; Rodentia; Sciuridae. The record is from RefSeq and is a predicted model, not a curated record.